Molecule: messenger RNA, 628 nt
Organism: Oryzias melastigma (Indian medaka)
Lineage: Eukaryota; Metazoa; Chordata; Actinopteri; Beloniformes; Adrianichthyidae
Gene: rps25
Product: ribosomal protein S25
Exons: 5
Coding region: 191-559 (122 amino acids)
Cellular component (GO): cytosolic small ribosomal subunit
Molecular function (GO): structural constituent of ribosome
Source: RefSeq, a predicted model, not a curated record
AUUUAAACAUCUUUUUGAUUGAAUUAUUAAUAUGAGUGAAAAUUAUUAUUAGUGUAUGUUAAAAUAAAAAAGGUUCAUAUUGGAACUCCAUCUCCCAGAAUUCCUAAUACCAUUUCCGCAGAAACAGGUUGUCCUAAGGACUGUUGCAAGGGCUGAACUUCCUUUCGCUCCGACAUCUUGACGAGGAAACAUGCCUCCUAAGCAGGAUAAGAAGAAGGACACUGGGAAGUCCAAAAAGGACAAGGACCCAGUCAACAAAUCUGGAGGCAAAGCCAAGAAGAAGAAGUGGUCCAAGGGAAAAGUGAGGGACAAGCUGAACAACCUGGUCCUCUUUGACAAAGCAACCUAUGACAAGUUGUACAAGGAAGUUCCCAACUACAAGCUCAUCACCCCCGCUGUGGUGUCAGAGAGACUGAAGAUCCGUGGCUCUCUGGCCAGGAAUGCUCUCCAGGAGCUGCUCUCUAAAGGCAUGAUCAAACUGGUGUCCAAACACAGAGCACAGCUGAUCUACACACGCAACACCAAGGGAGGAGAUGAGGAAGCUGCAGAGAAGGCAUAAUCAGGGUUUCCUGUUUGUUUCCUGUGAGCUGUUUGUAAUGAAAGGUGUAAUAAAAAUAUAAAAAGAAAA